Darwinula stevensoni is the source of this 480-nucleotide messenger RNA. The record is from the annotation of a GenBank genome assembly. NCBI's taxonomy places the organism in Eukaryota, Metazoa, Arthropoda, Ostracoda, Podocopida, Darwinulidae.
CAAGAACCAGGUCGAGACGGAAAGAAAAUCAUAAACGGGGUGGUACACGUCCGCCCCGGCGGAGGAUUCGUGCCGAACUUCAUCCUCUUCCGCAAAGUGGAGGUGAACGGGAAUGGGACCAUCCCCCUCUACUCAUAUCUCAAAAGCGUGUGCCCGACGACGGUGAGCGCAUUCCGCGAGAAGGCCCGCCUCUUCUACGAUCCGCUAGACAGCGACGACAUCCGCUGGAACUUCGAGAAGUUCCUCGUCGACCGCGACGGGAAGCCCUACAAGCGGGUGCAUCCCCAGCAGCUGCCGGAGACGCUGUACGACGACGUCGCGAGGCUGGCGAGUAAGAGGGCCCGCCCUCAGGGAGCCCACCCUCAGGGAGUCCGCCCUCAUGGAGCUCGCCCUCAGGGAGCCCGCCCUCAGAGCAGCUCCACCGGAUUUGGCGAAUUUCGAUUGUUCGGAUCCCCGGGGCGAUUUCCGUCCAACUUCUAA